Messenger RNA from Penicillium atrosanguineum, 2073 nucleotides. RefSeq lists its product as uncharacterized. The record is from RefSeq and is a predicted model, not a curated record. NCBI's taxonomy places the organism in Eukaryota, Fungi, Ascomycota, Eurotiomycetes, Eurotiales, Aspergillaceae. Bases 1 to 2073 code for a protein of 690 amino acids. The transcript has 4 exons.
AUGGCGCGACGGUACGAGAUUGAUGAGCUGUUAUGGCUGCGCUCAUCUCCUCUCGUCGCAAAACCUCCUGGCCUACCCCCCAUUGAGGAAUGGAUGCCUCAACUCGACCCGACUACCCAGCAGCGCAAGCAGACUACUCGUGACCCCAAUAACCCAUCUGAAACAACUCCAGCCAGAAGACCUAGCUUUUUCGAACCUCGCCAUAUCUCACGGGGCUCCAUUUCAGAGGAUAUCCUCCUUACCUCACCCAAGAACGUCUUUGCUUCAUCUCGAAUGGGUAGCAAGGGAUCGCUUGAUAUGACAGAUCGGCCAGUACGAACAGGCAACCCAGAUGACAGGAACGAUCGAUUCAACUUCAAGGACCGCUUCUUCAAGGACCGAGAAAAUGCAGAGAGCGAUGGAAAACUGGCAGGUCUGAACGGUCGCCGUGGUGGAGAUAAGGAGGAUUGGAAUGCUGGACGACCCCGCCGCACAUUUGGCCCCGAAGACCCAGAUCCACGCAAACCCCCUCGCGAUCCCACCGACGAGCGAAACCGAGACAAGGAUGGCCGCUUCCCUCCCAAGAAGGACGGCCAGCCGGCCCGCUCCAAAUUUGAAGGGAGCUGGUUCCGCAAUAACGAGAACAGCAUUCCCGCGCCAGAGAGCGCCGAUGCCGAUGAUGAUAAACCACUACGUAACCGAGAAUGGCGCCAGCGUGACCGACAUGGCGCAGACCGCGACUGGAACCGUGGUGCCAAAUUUGACCAUGAGCCCGAAUGGCUGGAUAGUAACGACCGAGAUGAAUCUCGACGAGCACACACGCAAGAAGAUUUCCAACGCUGGAAAGAGCGCAUGAAGGCAGGCUCUGGUGCUGCCCAAGCCUCGGCACAGGAGGAGAAGAGAGAUGUGCCGGCCGAAUCACACAUGGCUGCGCAGAAGCCAGAGGCUCACUACACCGAUGGGGAAGUCUUCAGCAAUGAACCGAGCGGCCACGCCGGUGCUCCGUUUAUGAUGGAUAACUCUAUGGACCGUUUCUUCGGCAUGCUGGGAGGAGAGAAGCCGCAUGCUCAACAAGAGAUCGGAAUUCCCAUUCCCGUCGAAUCGGCCCCGAAGAACCAAGUCUUUGUUGGCAAGCCUGGUAAAUCGUCUCGCUUUGCCGGACUCUUCAGCCCGCCACCGGAGAGUCCUUCGAAGGCUCCUGAGUCUCCUGCCCUUCCCAUGGCCUUCGCUGGAGCCCCCUCCUCCAACCCUGACCAGGAAGGCUUCCAGCGGAUCAUCGCGAUGCUGGGCGCUGGCGGCAGUGCUGGCGGCAGUCGAUCUACCAGUGGCACCCCUAACCAGGUUGAUUCGUCCCAUCGGCCACGACCCCAUUCGAUGGUGCAUGCCGAGCAGUCUCGGAAUAUUUCGUCUCCGGCCAGGGAUCUCUAUCCUCGGCAGGAUUAUGCAAGUCCUGUGCAUGAAAAUCCCCUUGUUCAGCUUACAGGCGGCAAAGAACCCCAACCCGGCGAGAGAGAGCAUUUGCUCCGUCUCAUGCAGCAAGUUCGUGUUGGAUCAGGCCCCUUGGGCAGCCCAGCCCAGCAGUCUCCGAAUACCGUGGGUCCUCCCCCUGGCCUGAUACCGGAAAUGAUGCCUCGUCCUCCUCCCGGCCCUCCUCCUGGGCUCGGCAUUCCUCAAAAGACCCCUAACUUUUUGGACGAUCCGGCCAUCGCCAAUAUGCAGCGUCCUGACAGCGAGCAGCUUCGCCGGCGGGCCCCCAAUGGGCCUCCCAUGGGAUACUUCGAUGAUGUUCCCUUUCCCCAAGGAGGCCAGGGACAUAUCACUCCUGGUGGUUCUCGCCACCCUCAAGGUCCUAAUCAGCCUCCUAUGCCACUCCAGAGACCCCCCGGCCUUGAACAUUUGCCUCCUCCUGGAUGGACCGGCCAGCCUCCGCCCCAGCAAGGCAAUGGACCGAGCCCAAUGGGCCACCCGCCUGGAAUCCCGACUCCUGGUCGUGGCAUGAACCCAGGAUUCCCACCAGGCAUGAUGCCCAUGCCUGGAAACCCCCUCCACUCAACGACCGACAGGCCUUCCCUCGUGGCCCUCCUCCUGGCAUGA